CAUCUCUGUCGAUUUGCUUUUGAUUUUACUGUCGGUUUCUUUUUGGUUAAGUACAAAUCCCUUUUUCAACUAUUUCCGAUCAUUUUCAAAAUUUGAGUGCUUGGCAAUUGCCCAUUUGGCUACAAGCUCAUUUUAGUGCCCCGGUGUUUGGGAAUCGGUAUACGGGCAAGGGCCAAUGAUGAAGUUCAGUUGUGUUCGCGUGGCGAUGAGAUGCAGUGGAGCCGGCUCCAUCCUCGAGCGAAAUAUCCUCUGCAGGAUCAUGGGGCGCCACAAAUGUAGCUGUUUGACCCUGGAGAACACGUUCAAGUGCUACGACCUGGAGAAUGGACCCACCAUGGACGUGGAGCUGUCCAGGGAGGACGCCCUGACGAUGUACACGCAGAUGCUGGAACUGCGCCGGUUCGAGACGGUGGCGGGCAACUACUACAAGGAGCGAAAAAUCCGCGGCUUCUGCCAUUUAUACAACGGACAGGAGGCCGUGGCUGUUGGCAUGAAGCAGCGUUUGCGGUCCUGCGACUCGGUCAUAACGGCGUACCGGUGUCAUGCCUGGACCUAUUUAAUGGGUGUUUCCCUUUACGAAAUAAUGGCGGAAUUGUUCGGAGUCCGAACUGGAUGCAGCCGGGGCAAAGGUGGCUCUAUGCACAUGUACAGCGAUAAGUUCUAUGGCGGCAACGGUAUCGUUGGUGCCCAAGUUCCGCUCGGCGCCGGAAUCGGCCUCGCCCACAGUUAUCGCAAGGACAACGGCGUGUCGGUGGUCCUUUAUGGUGAUGGUGCCGCCAAUCAGGGCCAGAUCUUCGAGUCCUUCAACAUGGCCAAGCUGUGGUGCUUGCCCUGCAUUUUCGUCUGCGAGAACAAUCACUACGGCAUGGGCACCCACGCUAAGCGGGCCUCUGCCAUGACGGAGUUCUACAUGCGUGGCCAAUAUAUCCCUGGUCUUUGGGUCGAUGGCAAUCAGGUGCUGGCCGUGCGCAGCGCCACCCAGUUCGCCGUGGAGCAUGCCCUCAAACACGGACCCAUUGUGCUCGAGAUGAGCACCUAUCGCUAUGUGGGUCACUCCAUGUCCGAUCCGGGUACAUCGUAUCGCUCAAGGGAGGAAGUCCAAGCAACGAGGGAGAAACGCGAUCCGAUCACCAGUUUUCGCAGCCAGAUCAUCGCCUUGUGCCUCGCCGACGAGGAGGAGCUGAAGGCCCUGGAUGAUAAGACUAGGAAGCAGGUCGAUAGCACUUGCAAGAAGGCCACCACCGACAGGGAGGUGGAACUUGAUGAGCUGCACACCGAUAUCUAUGCCAAGAAUGUGGAUGGUAAGAUCCGCGGCGUGUCCGGAUUCCAUUUGGAGCACAUCAAGCUGGCGGAGGUGUGCUUUGGCAAGCCGAAGAAGACGCCGGCCAGCGAGAUCAAUGACGUCCCAGUGGGCGCAGAGAUUGACGUGGCCAAGGCCAAGGAACGGCUGGCCAAGCAGGAUGCCAAGAAGGCCAAGGAAGCCAAAGGUGGCAACAAGAAGAGCGCGGACGCCAAGCAGCCCAAGGGCGAGGGCGACGAUGGCGAUAAGAAGGCAAAACCAGCCGCACAGCCGCCCACCAAGGCGCCACCUGCCCCCAAGAAGUAAUAUGCCCCACGGAAGGGAACACACCAUCGUAGCUUUUCAGCAAGUUGCAAGUUUCGCCAGAGUGCUUUAGCUGGUUUCUGAACCCAAAAGCAAGCAAAUUUAUGUAAAACUAUAAGUUUAAGUUGGAAAUAGCAAACUUUAAAUAUUUAUUAUAUUAG
Drosophila mauritiana is the source of this 1764-nucleotide messenger RNA. Its product is annotated as probable pyruvate dehydrogenase E1 component subunit alpha, mitochondrial. Gene Ontology annotation, biological process: pyruvate decarboxylation to acetyl-CoA. Gene Ontology annotation, molecular function: pyruvate dehydrogenase (acetyl-transferring) activity. The transcript is spliced from 2 exons. The record is from RefSeq and is a predicted model, not a curated record. Lineage: Eukaryota; Metazoa; Arthropoda; Insecta; Diptera; Drosophilidae. Gene Ontology annotation, cellular component: intracellular membrane-bounded organelle. The coding region runs from base 176 to 1606 and encodes 476 amino acids.